AUGGCCAAACCUGUAAUUUCAAGCCAAUUCAACUAUAUCUAUCUAUCUAUCUAUCUAUCUAUCUAUCUAUCUAUCUAUCUUUGUCAUGUUUAUUUAUCAUUCGGUUUCUAUCUAUCUAUCUAUCUAUCUAUCUAUCUAUCUAUCUAUCUUUGUCAUGUUUAUUUAUCAUUCGGUUUCUAUCUAUCUAUCUAUCUAUCUAUCUAUCUAUCUUUGUCAUGUUUAUUUAUCAUUCGGUUUCUAUCUAUCUAUCUAUCUAUCUAUCUAUCUAUCUAUCUUUGUCAUGUUUAUUUAUCAUUCGGUUUCUAUCUAUCUAUCUAUCUAUCUAUCUAUUUAUGUCAUGUCUAUUUAUCAUUCGGUUUCUAUCUAUCUAUCUAUCUAUCUAUCUAUCUAUCUAUUUAUGUCAUGUCUAUUUAUCAUUCGGUUUCUAUCUAUCUAUCUAUCUUUGUCAUGUCUAUUUAUCAUUCGGUUUCUAUCUAUCUAUCUAUCUAUCUAUCUAUCUAUCUAUCUAUCUUUGUCAUGUUUAUUUAUCAUUCGGUUUCUAUCUAUCUAUCUAUCUAUCUAUCUAUCUAUCUAUCUAUCUAUCUAUCUAUGUCCAAAUCGUAUCUCAGCCUCUUUCUUUCUAUCUUCAUAGUAUCUCUUUAUCUACCCCUUUCAUCAUCUAUCUAUCUAUCUGUUCAUAAUUCUUUGUCCCUGAUAGACCACUCGGCAGCCAUUUUAUAUCUAUCAGCCUUUUCUUUGAAAACAUUUCAUCCUAUUUUUUAUUUUUAUUUUUUCUACGUGUAUCAGAGCUUUACGAAAAGGUAA
Molecule: messenger RNA, 804 nt
Organism: Acanthosepion pharaonis
Lineage: Eukaryota; Metazoa; Mollusca; Cephalopoda; Sepiida; Sepiidae
Source: the annotation of a GenBank genome assembly